AUGUCCAAUACUGAGAAAUCUUCAACAUCAGCCGUGGCCGACUCUCCCAAGUUCCAGUCUUACCUCAAUAAUGACGGUAUCGACGACUUGACUCCAGCCACAAGAAAGCACCGUGUGUCAUCUUUGUCGUUAUCGGACUUGAACCAGUGGCAGAAUGGCUUGACGAAGUUGCUGUCGUCUACAUCCCUUAGUAAGCAGGGAAGUCAUGCCAACUUGAAAAAGGUGGACUCGUUAGCUAAGUUGCUGAGAAACUCCUCUAUCAUUCGCAGAAAGAAGAAGACUGUCAUUGACCACGAGCGUGUGGCCAGUUAUGCUUUCUGCUUCGAUAUCGAUGGAGUCAUUUUGCGUGGUCCAAACACCAUUCCUGAGGCUGUGGAGGCUAUCCGCAUGUUGAAUGGUGACAACAAGUACAACAUUAAGGUUCCAUCUAUCUACGUGACCAACGGAGGUGGAAAGCCCGAGCUGCAGAGAGCAGAGGAUUUGUCUAAACGGUUGAAGACGAACAUUCGUAUUGACCAGAUCAUCCAGGGCCACACCCCAAUGAGAGAUUUGGUGCCAUUGUUCAAGAAUGUGUUGGUUGUAGGUGGUGUUGGCAAUGUGUGUAGAAACGUUGCCGAGUCCUACGGCUUCAAGAAUGUCUAUACGCCUUUGGAUAUCUUGAAAUGGAAUCCAGCCGUGUCACCUUACCACGACUUGACUGAGGAAGAGCUUGUGUGCUGUAAGUCUGAUGUGGACUUUUCCAAGGUAUCAAUCGAUGCCAUCUUGGUGUUUGCCGAUUCCAGAAACUGGGCUGCUGACCAGCAAAUUAUUUUGGAGUUGCUUUUAUCCAAGAACGGUGUCAUGGGUACCGAGUCCAAGGCGCAGGGUGAGGGCCCUGAGAUCUACUUCGCCCACUCUGACUUCAUCUGGGCAACAAACUACAAAUUGUCCAGAUAUGGAAUGGGUGCAUUGCAGGUUUCUAUCGCUGCUUUGUACAAGGAGCACACCGGCCAUGAGUUGAAAGUGCAUAGAUUUGGCAAGCCACAGGCUGGUACCUUCAAGUUUGCCAACAAGGUGUUGAGUAAAUGGAGACAGGGUAUGUUGGAUGAGCACUUGAAGAAGUUGAGUGUCAACGACCCUAACGCCAGUCAGGCCGACAUCUUGGUCAACGAAGACGGUGAGGAGUUUAUCAACCAGGCCAAGUUGGAGUCUGGUAACUAUUCUGACGAUGAAGAAGAAGACAGUGAUGGUCAGGCCAUUGGCAAAUUGGGCGAGUUGUCUUUGCAGGACAAGAUCACAUUGCAGAUGCCUCCCGCCUCCACCGUAUAUUUCGUUGGAGAUACGCCGGAAUCGGACAUCAGAUUCGCCAACUCUCACGAUGACUCUUGGUUCUCCAUUCUAGUCAAGACCGGAGUGUACCAAGAUGGCACUGUUCCAAAAUACAAGCCCAAACACCUUUGUGACAAUGUGUUGGAAGCCGUGAAGUUUGCCAUUGAGCGUGAGCACGCAAAGGAGUUGGCAGAGUGGAAUGAGACUGCCACCGAAGAUGAGAACAUCAGCAAGGUUUCUUCCAAGAUCAACUUCAACGACUUCAUUAUGACGCCUAGCGAGAAGAAGGCCCAGGAAGAGAAGGAGAAGGUCAAGAACACAAAGAAUGUUGAUGAGCACGAGGCAGUUGCCGUGCCCGAUGUGCUUAGUGCACAACUUGAUAAGCUCAAGAAUGUGGGAGCAUAA
This is a messenger RNA of Sungouiella intermedia, 1713 nucleotides long. The record is from the annotation of a GenBank genome assembly. NCBI's taxonomy places the organism in Eukaryota, Fungi, Ascomycota, Pichiomycetes, Serinales, Metschnikowiaceae.